AUGCCAGGCAAGCCGCUAGGCUCCCUCAUUCAAUGCUACCGCUUUAGGAAACCAAACUCCCCGUCCUGUCCGGCGCUUGUACGCCAGUAUUUGACAGGGUUUCCGACAAGCCAUGGCAGCAAGCAUGAGAAUUCCUCGGCGCAAUCAUCUCUAACCGCGACGUCGCCUCCGUUGAUCGACCCUCGAACCUCGCGCGCUGUCAAUUUCCAUCCCAUUAAUGCGCAUGUGCAAAACAGUCUUGACCCGCAACCAUGGAGAUCCCAACCCCGCGACGAUUCUAGAUUUGGCAAAAGACCGCUGGAUGAGCAAGGGGCAGGUGAACCCAUUCUUUGGGAACCCAGUAUCCCCUCGAAUGAAUACACAAAUACUCGGAGGCGCAGCUAUUUCUUCAAGAAAAUAAACUUGGACCGGCCAAAGAAGUUCGAGAACACAUGGGCAAAGCUGUACCGACGCUUGGUUCUCCCUUACGACAAUGACCUCGAGAGGGCACGAGAGCGUGCAGAGGCCCAUCGGCAGACUGCUCUGUCCUUUAUCCGCUAUGAUGACGUCGAAAAAUUGCGUGCCGCUUGGCUGGAAAUGUCUAGGGAUUCCAGGCGGAAGAUGAUGCCUUAUAUAUUCAUCGGCUCACUCGUCGACUCAGCACGCAAGACCCUACUUAUGCUGACAAUGCUGCCUGCUCUCCCCCGCGAUUGGCGAAUGCGUUGCGAGUGUUUAGCUUACCUUGAUUUGGUUCAUCGCGAGGAGAUCGAUGCACAUCCGGACCUGCAGGCUUUGUUCUCGAAACAGAUUGAACGUGUUUCCCGAGUCGAGACAUGGCCGAAACUAGCCAGAAUGCCGCUUGCGUUCCUCACUCUUCUCCUCCGUCAUAAUACAAUCCGACGCUGCGAAGACAUCGUCGAGGGUGUAUUUAAUCAAAUGGAUUCUGUCUCGGUGUCGACUCUGCUGGGCAUGGUUGAUCACUACACAAGGACAGGGAAUGCAGACCGAGCAGUUGAAUUACUUUUCCUGAUCCCAGUUGACCAACACCAAGAGUUUCAACAAGGAAUCCUCGAUCGAGUUGCAAAAAUAAUACCUCUAGACACCAUAGUAGAGACAGACGGUGUUCGCAACUUCCAAUGGAUCCCGAAACUUAUGCAACUUGGUGUCCCGAUGAACGCCAAAAUUCACAACCUCAUCAUCGAGAGAGCCAUCACGCUGGGCCGACCAACUGUGGCUUGGGAACUGUAUCGCUUCAUGGAGCGUGAAAACAUUGAUGUCGAUGCCCGGAGGCAUUUGGUUCUGCUUCGAGACGGAUUCGAAAGGAACGAACGUGAUAAGCUGGAUACAAUCAUGUCCGCAAUCCAUGAGCGGAAGGAUUUGUUUGAUGAUCCGUACUUGGUUGCAUACAUGAUGCACAUUAUCAGGGUCAUUUGUCGCGCCGAACGCAAGCUGCCCACGGAGAGCUCGAUCAACCAUGUCCUCGCAGUCUACGAUCGAGCCUACAGUCGAGAGUCUCUCACUAGACUUGGCCUCGUCGAAGCUGUGCAGGAAAUUCAUGUCUCGGACCAGCAACUGCUUCAGCCAAAACCGGGGUUACUGGCCUUUACCAUAUGGGCAAUCACGCUUUGCCAAACAGACGAGCGGCAAGUCUCGCGAUUGUGGCACUGGAUCUUGCAUAUGAUCAAGCAGGGCGACACCCUUCUUCUUGAAGCGGCCAAGCAUGACGCCUUGUACAAUGGUUUUAUUCACUUUUAUUGUGGUCACCCGUCUACACUCAGCAACGCUUUUGGUGUAGUGCAAGAGAUGGUCAACCUCGGGCACUGUUCGCCUUCGCAACGCACCUGGAGUGAGCUUCUAUAUGGCACGCUGCGCUACGGUCAAGAAGACCUGGCUCAACAUAUCUGGCGGGAUAUGUUGUCGGAUGAUAUGCGUCUCAACAAGCCUGCUUGGGAGUUUCUGCUUGCUAGGUUUGAGCAGUCCGCUUUCGUACGGGAGUUGCAAGAUGAGGCUGCCGAGAGUGACGGGGUGAACAUAGUUCCUUUGUCUGAUAAGCCUCAGUACAAGCCAGGCACCGGCAGCACCUAA
Messenger RNA from Exophiala spinifera, 2064 nucleotides. RefSeq lists its product as uncharacterized. Lineage: Eukaryota; Fungi; Ascomycota; Eurotiomycetes; Chaetothyriales; Herpotrichiellaceae. The transcript has a single exon. Bases 1 to 2064 code for a protein of 687 amino acids. Gene Ontology annotation, molecular function: protein binding. The record is from RefSeq and is a predicted model, not a curated record.